This is a messenger RNA of Protomyces lactucae-debilis, 753 nucleotides long. RefSeq lists its product as uncharacterized. The transcript has a single exon. Bases 1 to 753 code for a protein of 250 amino acids. The record is from RefSeq and is a predicted model, not a curated record. NCBI's taxonomy places the organism in Eukaryota, Fungi, Ascomycota, Taphrinomycetes, Taphrinales, Protomycetaceae.
AUGCUCGUCCUCCUCAAAGCACCUCUCCUUUGCUUCUACCUGCUCUUCUUCUUGCUUGCAGACAGCUUCCUACGCUUGACGCUUGGACUUGCGCAUCCUCCCACGUUUCGUACCCUCAGAUCUGCAUGGGCUCGUGGUCUGCUCUUUGUCCUGGGCUUCCCGCAAGUCUCUAUCACUUAUGAUGGACGCAAACGGAAGCCUAUCCAGCGAGAUGAUCUUGUGGUUUCCAACUGGAGUAGCCCGGUGGAUAUCUUACUACUGGUCUACUUGAUUCCUGAUGCACUCUUUGUUCAGUGUACGGAUGCCUCAGAGAUGCUCUACAAGACACGUUCAGCACUUGACAUGGGAAUUGAUGCAUUGAGCAUGCCGACCUUGACGCAUCGUUCGAAAGGUCAAUCACUCGCUGAGCUCAGGCGUGUUUACAAGGAUCGUGUCUUGGUCCUUUUCCCAGAAGCAACACCUACUAAUAAUCGGGGACUUUUGGCAUUCCAGCCAGUGAUUGCAGAUGAGGCUUACGUUGUUGGGAUACGCUACGGUACACCGGCCUGUCUCACUUCGCCCAUUCCCAACACUGUCAAAUUUCUAUGGGCUUGCUUUUCUGUCUUACGGCAUGAAGUGCGGCUCAAAGUAUCAGCAGGGCCCGUGUUGCAGGCGGAUUGGGAGGAGACGAUGGCGAGGUGUGCACGUAUUUCACGAACGAGACUGGCUGUGGCGGAUAAGCUUGCCUUUCUGGAUGCUUGGGAGAGGAGAUAG